AUGGAGGAGUUUGACUGCGUCGUAAUCGGCGCCGGUAUGUCCAGUCUCGUUCCACUUCGCGGAACCAAAGGCUGGUACGGCAUCGCCGCAGCAAAGCAGUUCCACUGCACGCAGCCGGGCGCCAGGCUCGCCGUCUUCGACUCGCAGUCGUCCAUCGGCGGCACCUGGGCCGACGAGCGCCUGUACCCGGGCCUCCGGAGCAACAACCUCGUCGGCACCUACGAGUUCCCGGACUUCCCCAUGGACGAGGCGUCCUUCGGCGUGGCACCGGGUCGCUACAUCCCCGGCGCCGUGGUCAACAGGUACCUCAAGGCCUACGCCGUGCACUUUGGCGUCGACCCGUUCGUCCGGCUCGGCACCAAGGUCGUGCGCGCCGACUACCUGGACGAGCACGAGGGCGGCGGCUGGCGCCUGGCCGUCUCGCCGGGGAGCGGGCGCAAUUACGAGGUCCGCGCGCGUAGGCUCAUCAUGGCCACGGGCCUGACGUCCGAGGCUUUCCUGCCGCAUUUCCAGGGCCAGGAGGAGUACGGCGGCAGGAUCUUUCACAGCAAGCACUUUCUGCAGAACAAGGACACGCUGGAGACGGCCCGGAGGGUGACGGUCUUUGGUGCGACCAAGUUUGCGUACGAUGCGGUGUUUGCGUACACCCAGGCUGGGGUGGAGGUGGACUGGAUCAUCCGCUACACUCGGAUGCUGUCGUGGCUGUCGCCCUGCAUCUGGGGCGACUCAGACGGCUACGGCGCCGUCCGGCGCUUCUUGCACGGCACUGCGGUCGGGCGCUUCAUCACGGACACGUACUGGAAGAUCCUCAGCAGCGACACGCUCGCGCUCUGCGGCUUUGACAAGCACCCCGAGACGGCCAAGCUCAAGCCGUGGAUCCCCGCCAUGUGGGUCGGCACGAGCUUCAGCAUCUUCAACUACGAGAUGGACUUCCUGGAGCUGGUGCGCAAGGGCGACCUCGUCAAGGUCCACGUCGGCGAGAUCGACCACCUCAGCCCGGGCAAGGUGCACCUCGCCGACGGCACGGAGCUCGAGUCGGACGCCCUCGUCGCCAACACGGGCUGGAAGCACGUGCCGCCCAUCGCUUUCGGCGGCGCCGGCAGCCUAGAGGCACAGCUCGGCAUGCCGCACCAGCCCGUAGCCCGCGAGGAGGCUCCGGCGCAGAGCGGUGGCGACGACCACGACCACGACAGCGACCUAGCGAGCAGAUGGGACCUGAUCGACCGCGCCGACGAGGAGAUCCUCUCGCGCUUCCCGCGCCUGCGCGACCAGCCCGUCUGGAACAAGGGCUACGUGCCGCUGACGGCGCAGAAGGGCAUCGACAGCGGCGGCGACGAGGCGGGCGACCCGUGCCGGCCGCGCACGCCCUGGAUGCUGCACCGGUUCAUGGUGCCCGCGCACCCCAAGUUCCUCGCGCGCCGCGACGUCGCCUUCGUCGGCGUCGUGGCCAACUUUAGCAACACGCUGACGGCGCACCUGCAGGGCCUGUGGGUCAGCGCCUACUUCCAGGGCAGGCUCGUGCGGGAGCGGGACCCGGCCGCGCGCGUGGCGGCGUCGGGGUCGGGGUCGGCGGAGCUGGAGCGCCUGCGGUACGAGACGGUGCUGGUGAACCGGUUCGGGCGGUGGCGGUACCCGACGGACUGGGGCAGCAAGGCGCCGAGCUUCAUAUUCGACGCGGUGCCGUACCUGGACCAGCUGCAGCUGGACCUCGGGCUGGAGCCGCACCGCAAGAAGGGCUUCCUGGCCGAGUGGUACAGCCCGUACAGGGCGGGGGACUACCGCACCGUGACGGAGGAGUGGAUGGCCAAGCAAGGGUAG
This is a messenger RNA of Thyridium curvatum, 1818 nucleotides long. RefSeq lists its product as uncharacterized. Gene Ontology annotation, molecular function: monooxygenase activity; flavin adenine dinucleotide binding. Lineage: Eukaryota; Fungi; Ascomycota; Sordariomycetes; Thyridiales; Thyridiaceae. The record is from RefSeq and is a predicted model, not a curated record. The coding region runs from base 1 to 1818 and encodes 605 amino acids. The transcript is spliced from 3 exons.